This is a messenger RNA of Piliocolobus tephrosceles (Ugandan red Colobus), 1228 nucleotides long. It is a transcript of the gene NPPB, whose product is annotated as natriuretic peptide B. The record is from RefSeq and is a predicted model, not a curated record. Gene Ontology annotation, molecular function: hormone receptor binding; hormone activity. NCBI's taxonomy places the organism in Eukaryota, Metazoa, Chordata, Mammalia, Primates, Cercopithecidae. Gene Ontology annotation, cellular component: extracellular region; cytoplasm. Bases 90 to 578 code for a protein of 162 amino acids. Gene Ontology annotation, biological process: cGMP biosynthetic process; receptor guanylyl cyclase signaling pathway; neuropeptide signaling pathway. The transcript is spliced from 2 exons.
GGCUGAGGGCAGGUAGGAAGCAAACCCGGACACAUCGCAGCAGCAGCAGCAACAGCAGCAGCAGUAGCCUCCGCAGUCCCUCCAGAGACAUGGAUCCCCAGACAGCACCUUCCCGGGUGCUCCUGCUUCUGCUCUUCUUGCACCUGGCUCUCCCGGGAGGUCGUUCCCACCCGCUGGGCAGCCCCAGUUCGGUCUCGGACUUGGAAACGUCUGGGUUACAGGAGCAGCGCAACCAUUUGCAGGGCAAACUCUCAGAGCUGCAGGUGGAGCAGACAUCCCUGGAGCCCCUCCAGGAGAGCCCCCAUCCCACAGGCGUAUGGAAGGCCCAGGAGGCAGCCACUGAGGGCAUCCGUGGCCACCGCAAAAUGGUCCUCUACACCCUGCGGGCACCGCGAAGCCCGAAGAUGGUGCGAGGGACUGGCUGCUUUGGGAGGAAGAUGGACCGGAUCAGCUCCUCCAGCGGCCUGGGCUGCAAAGGUGAGCAACCCCUGCCACUCCGGCCGCCUGGCCCCAUUCCCGUGUGUGACACUUUUAGAGUCACUUUGGGGUUUGUUGUCUCUGGGAACCACACUCUUUGAGAAAAGGUCACCUGGACAUCACUUCCUCUUGUUAACAGCCUUCAGGGCCAAGGGGUGCCUUUGUGGAAUUAGUAAAUGUGGGCCUCUUUCGUUACCACGCCCGCGAUACUUUCUCCUCACCUGCUACCUCCUAUCAAAGGGGCAGAAUCUCCUUUGGGGUCUGUUUAUCAUUUGGCAGCCCCUCAGUGGUGCAGAAAGAGAACCAAAUAUCUCCUCCUGGUUUCCUCUAAACUGUCUAUAGUCUCAAAGGCAGAGAGCAGGAUCACCAGAGUGAUGACAAUCCCCAAUUUACAGAUGAGAAAACUGAGGCUCAGAGAGUUGCAUGAAGCCUCAGACGUCUGAUGACUAACAGGGUGGCGGGUGGUACACGGUGAGGGAAGCUCAGCCCCUACCUCCAUCUCCCACCCUAACCAUCAUCACCCUCUGUCUUUCCCUGACAGUGCUGGGGCGGCAGUAAGAGGAAGUCCUGGCUGCAGACACCUGCUUCUGAUUCCACAAGGGGCUUUUUCCUCAACCCUGUGGCCAUCUUUGAAGUGAUUCUAUUUUUUUAAAUGUAUUUAUGUAUUUAUUUGAUUGUUUUAUAUAAGACGGUUUCUUACUUUUGAGCACAAAAUAUCCGUGGUGAAAUAAAGUCAACAUUAUAAGCUUUA